This is a messenger RNA of Orcinus orca (killer whale), 2273 nucleotides long. RefSeq names its product interferon regulatory factor 8 (gene IRF8). Bases 105 to 1388 code for a protein of 427 amino acids. Gene Ontology annotation, cellular component: nucleus. The record is from RefSeq and is a predicted model, not a curated record. Gene Ontology annotation, molecular function: DNA-binding transcription factor activity, RNA polymerase II-specific; protein binding; RNA polymerase II cis-regulatory region sequence-specific DNA binding. NCBI's taxonomy places the organism in Eukaryota, Metazoa, Chordata, Mammalia, Artiodactyla, Delphinidae. Gene Ontology annotation, biological process: immune system process; regulation of transcription by RNA polymerase II. The transcript has 9 exons.
CCGGCCUUAAAUUAGCGCGGGCGCCCGGGGCCGCGGCGCAUCUCCGGAGCUCGGCGGCGGGCGUGGGGACGCGGGCGGCGGCAGACGGUUGGCGGCGGCGCAGGAUGUGUGACCGCAACGGCGGCCGGCGGCUGCGGCAAUGGCUGAUUGAGCAGAUCGACAGUACCAUGUACCCAGGGCUGAUCUGGGAGAACGACGAGAAGAGCAUGUUCCGGAUCCCUUGGAAACACGCCGGCAAACAGGAUUACAACCAGGAAGUGGACGCCUCCAUCUUCAAGGCCUGGGCCGUUUUUAAAGGGAAGUUUAAGGAAGGGGACAAGGCCGAGCCGGCCACAUGGAAGACGAGGUUACGCUGUGCUUUGAACAAGAGCCCGGAUUUUGAGGAAGUGACAGACCGGUCCCAGCUGGACAUUUCUGAACCGUAUAAAGUUUACCGAAUCGUCCCCGAGGAGGAGCAAAAAUGCAAGUUAGGCGUGGUGGCUCCCGGUUGCAUUAGUGAAGCCACAGAGAUGGAGUGCGGUCGCUCCGAAAUCGACGAGCUGAUCAAGGAGCCUCCCGUGGACGAUUACAUGGGGAUGGUCAAAAGGAGCCCCUCCCCGCCCGAGGCCUGCAGGAGUCAGCUCCUCCCGGACUGGUGGAUGCAGCAGCCCAGCGCAGCAGGCCUGCCGCUGGUGCCAGGGUACAGCACCUACGACGCGCACCACGCAGCCUUCUCCCAGAUGGUCAUCAGCUUCUACUACGGGGGCAAGCUGAUGGGCCAGACCACCACCACGUGCCCCGAGGGCUGCCGCCUGUCCCUGGGCCAGCCCGGCCUGCCCGGCGGCAAGCUGUGUGGGCCCGAGGGCCUGGAGCUGGUGCGCUUCCCGCCGGCCGACGCCAUCCCCAGUGAGCGGCAGCGGCAGGUGACGCGGAAGCUGUUCGGGCACCUGGAGCGCGGCGUCCUCCUGCACAGCAGCCGGCAGGGCGUGCUGGUCAAGCGGCAGUGCCAGGGCCGCGUGUUCUACAGCGGCAACGCCGCGGUGGGCAGGGGCGGCCCCAACAAGCUGGAGCGCGACGAGGUGGUCAAGGUCUUCGACACCAGCCAGUUCUUCCGAGAGCUGCAGCAGUUCUACAACAGCCAGAGCCGGCUUCCCGACAGCAGGGUGGUGCUGUGCUUCGGAGAGGAGUUUCCAGAUAUGACCCCGUUGCGCUCCAAGCUCAUUCUCGUGCAGGUCGAGCAGCUCUACAUCCGACAGCUGGUGGAAGAGGCUGGGAAGAGCUGCAGCGCCGGCUCCGUGAUGCAGGCUCCCGAGGAGCCCCUGCCAGACCAGGUCUUCCGCAUGUUUCCAGAUAUUUGCGCCUCACACCAGAGACCUUUUUUCAGAGAAAACCAACAGAUCACAGUUUAAGUCUCUCUCUCGGGCACCCCGCCCCGCCCACAUCUAGAAUUUCAUUAUUACAAUUACUGUCGUAAUUAUUUAAGGAUGUGGAUCCCUCUGACCUGGGGUGGAAGGCUUUACCCCUGCUCUUCAUUUAGUAAGGGCGUCCUCUGAGGACUUGACAGGGAAACAGAGCCGUGCCCCACUUCUGCCGUUCAGGUGUAAGCAUCGAAACUCGCACCAGACGCUCUGGAGGCUGUAACGAUAACCUGUGAUUAAAACAUUUAUUUCCUGCAUUUUCCCCUAAUUACCAUUAGUUGCUAUGAUUCUUUCAGUAUUUGGGGAUACUUGAUAUUUCCAAAGACCUGGCAUUCAAUUUUAUUAGCAAAUAGCUGUUUCCAGAACAGAAAUCUGGAGUAGAAGAUCAGUUUAACUUUGGUUAGAGCUAUAGAGUUAUCAUUUCAUAUGCUUGAUUCAGUGAAGUGUCUUCUUUUAAGCAUGUUAAUAAGAUUUAAAGACACCUGGAUACCGGCCUUCCUUUAAUAAGUGAAAGCACAACGCUUGGGUUUUUUUAGAAGAACGCAUCGUCUUCCUAGAAUUUGGUGCCAGGAGAGCAUUUCCAUUGCCAGGUGAACUGGUGUGUUUUCAUCUUCAGACAAUGAAACCUUUCCUUUGGGGCCUUUGUUGCCAGGAAGCUUAGAGCUAAGUUUAUUUUUUCAUUUCUGUAAUUAAAUCAUCUGACAUACCUCUCUCUUCUUCAUUCUGAAUGGUUUUCACCUGUUUUUAAAAUAUUUGUACUUUUAAUGGCCCUUUUUGAGUUAAUUGUCCUAUUGUAAACUGCCUUGAAUCUUUUUUUUUAUAAAGUGGGCAGGAUGUAAACCACGAGUUCAAAAAAUAACUGUGGAUGGCACCAGC